Hibiscus syriacus is the source of this 783-nucleotide messenger RNA. RefSeq lists its product as uncharacterized. Bases 1 to 783 code for a protein of 260 amino acids. Gene Ontology annotation, cellular component: plasma membrane. The record is from RefSeq and is a predicted model, not a curated record. Lineage: Eukaryota; Viridiplantae; Streptophyta; Magnoliopsida; Malvales; Malvaceae. The transcript has a single exon.
AUGUCAGACUCUAAACCCGUCGCUCCCCCCGCCGCAAACGGAGGCACCGUCGGAGCAACAACAGCCACAACCAACGGUGGCACCACGAAACCACAUCUUUACAACCCCACUUCUCGCCAAGCGUACCGUCAACCCUACAACCGCCGUCACCACCACCAUCCCCAGAGAAACUACUGGUUCUGCUGCUGUUUCUGGACAAUCCUCGUCAUUCUCAUCCUCGCGCUUUUAUCCGCCAUAGCCGGAAGCAUCGUCUACGUGCUUUACCGUCCCCACCCCACCGCCCUUCUUUCACCGUCGCUUACCUCCGUAUCCACCGCCGACUCCUCUUCCCAUAUCUCCACCCUCUUGAACUUAACCCUUUCCUCCAAAAACCCAAACUCCCACCUCUCGUUCUCGUACGACCCUUUCGACAUCUCAUGCGAAACGAGCAACGGCGGCGUCUUUAUAGCCAAUGGAACAUUGCCCGCUUCCGUCAGCAACAGCAAGAACGAGACAAGCUUCAAGGGAGUUGUGAUGACAAGGGCGAGCGAUCCAGAUUCCAACGCCGUGAACAAGCUGAGAUCCGAUCUGAAGCGGAAGAGUGAGGUGUCGUUGAAAAUUGAGAUGGAUACUAAGGUUAGAGUGAAAAUGGAUGGAGUGAAGAGCAAGAAAGUAGGGAUUAGGGUUACGUGCGAUGAUAUUAAAGGGGUUGUGCCUAAAGGUAAGUCGCCGGCGGUGGCCGACGUGUCGACUUCUAAGUGUAAGGUUGAUCUACAGAUCAAGAUCUGGAAAUGGACUUUUUGA